Molecule: messenger RNA, 417 nt
Organism: Cylindrotheca closterium
Lineage: Eukaryota; Bacillariophyta; Bacillariophyceae; Bacillariales; Bacillariaceae
Source: the annotation of a GenBank genome assembly
AUGUCACCUGAUGGAUACCCAGAGGAGUUCUACUCUGAUGCAAGAAAGUUUGAUUCUGGUGGCAAGACAAAUCCAAUCCUGAUUCCAAUGCUAAGGGCUGCCAUGGAAGAAGUUGCUCUCAUAGACGUCAAUUGUGCUCAGCAACAGCUGAAAGUAUUGAUGGCUCCACUUCUGAAAUGGGCAAAGGAACACGAUUAUUCUGUUUCUCCAGGACCACAUGCAUCACACUUGAUCGGGAUACGUCCACCAAAUCGAUCGAAUACAGCAUUGAUUAAGAUGUGCGAAGAUUUGAAAGCAAAAGGCUUCUACGUGGCUGUGAGGUGUGGAGGGUUUCGAAUUUCACCAUAUCUAUCCACUACGCCACGAGAUAUUCAACGACUACUUGAAGCUCUGGAAGAGGUUACAAAUCGCUACUAA